GGAACAUUCAUCCUCCUCCCCCCCUCUUCUCCAACAAACUCUGAAAUCUCAACUCUGUUCAGGGGUAGUCGUGGCGAUUUUACACAUUUCAACCUCGAUCCAAUUUCUCCUCCCCGAUACGUCCUUUCCGAACCCUUCCCUCUCAAUUGGCCAAUCACAAUGUUCGCUGCUCGCCGAUUGACCGGUGGCCUUCCUCGCGUCCUGUCCCAGAGGGCCCUUUUCCAUAACACCGCCCCGGCGUUUGUUCAAAAGGGCGACGCCAUCCCCGACCUCGAUGUUCUGAUUGAGAACUCCCCUGGCAACAAGGUCAACUUGGCCAAGGAGCUGAAGGGAAAGGGAAUUAUCAUUGGUGUCCCCGCCGCUUUCAGCCCCGCUUGCUCCAGCACGCACGUGCCCGGUUAUAUCAAGCACCCUAAGCUGAAGGAGGCUGGUCAGGUGUUUGUUGUCGCUGUCAAUGAUCCUUUCGUGACCAAGGCCUGGGGCGAGUCCCUUGAUGCCUCUGGCAAGAGCGGCAUCCGGUUCCUCGGAGACCCUACUGGCAAGUUCUCUGACGCGCUUGACGUUACCUUCGACAGCGCCUCCAUCUUCGGUAACAACCGCAGCAAGCGCUACGCGCUGGUUGUCGAGAACGGCAAGGUCAAGGAGGCCUUCGUUGAGCCCGACAACAUCGGGGUAAACGUCUCCGCCGCCGAGAAGGUGUUGGGUUAAGCAAGUCGAGAAGUCUCGGCACGGCAAACUAUCUUGUAAUCAUAGAAUUCUGUUAUACGUGCAGGAGAAACAUAUAAGAUUUAU
Messenger RNA from Aspergillus saccharolyticus JOP 1030-1, 792 nucleotides. Its product is annotated as peroxiredoxin family protein. Lineage: Eukaryota; Fungi; Ascomycota; Eurotiomycetes; Eurotiales; Aspergillaceae. Gene Ontology annotation, cellular component: peroxisome; mitochondrion; cytoplasm. The record is from RefSeq and is a predicted model, not a curated record. Gene Ontology annotation, molecular function: thioredoxin peroxidase activity. Gene Ontology annotation, biological process: cell redox homeostasis; cellular response to oxidative stress; hydrogen peroxide catabolic process. Bases 160 to 708 code for a protein of 182 amino acids. The transcript has 5 exons.